Messenger RNA from Helianthus annuus (common sunflower), 1526 nucleotides. RefSeq lists its product as uncharacterized. The record is from RefSeq and is a predicted model, not a curated record. Bases 337 to 1344 code for a protein of 335 amino acids. Gene Ontology annotation, molecular function: nucleic acid binding. Lineage: Eukaryota; Viridiplantae; Streptophyta; Magnoliopsida; Asterales; Asteraceae. The transcript is spliced from 4 exons.
AGAAAAAAAAGAAGCCAAAGCCCACAAGAAUGAAUUGGGCUGAUGCGUUGACGAACAAGUGGAGUGAGUUCACAUUGAAUCUAAUCUAACCCUGUUAUUUAUAUUAUCAAUCAGAAGCCGUUAAGAUAAGAAGGGCAGUCGAUCAAUCUCUGUCUCAAAGUUUCUUCUUCUUGAACCUUCUCCCUUCCCCUGGGGAUAUAGGAGGAGAGAGAGAGAAGAAGAAGAUUCUUUCUUUCUUUCUCCAAUUAUCCAAUACCUCCUUAGUAUUAGUAGCUUAGAUUAGAUCUAUCUUAUCUUAUCUUAUUAACUUUUGUUUUAAUUAAGAAGAAAAAAGAUAUGAUGGAACUCCAGAAUUCAGUAACAACACCUAUCGCUAUGGGGGUGGAUCCUUUCUUGGUUGAGGCUCUUCAGAACCCUCGUCAUCGUCUCACUAUUCUUCGAAUGGAACUUGAUAUUCAGAAAUUCAUCCAAAACACUGAACAAGAACUAUUCGAGUUUCAGCAUUUCCCAACAUCAUAUCUUCGCCUUGCAGCUCACCGUGUUGCACAACACUACGGUCUUCAAACCAUGGUUUUUGAUAACUUCUCAGAUGGUCAAAAGACCCGAAUUUUAGUCAAACGGUUGACCGAAACCAAACACCCUGCAGUCUGUCUGUCAGAUGUACCGACUAAAACUUUAGAAAACGAGAAACACGAGCAUAUCAAGGUUGUUUUAAAACCAAGGCCAAAAUCGUCAUCGGAUGGAACAAAUGUCAGAAUGAAAUCGGAUUUUGUAAAAACCGUUGAAGAAAGGAAGGAGGAUUAUGAUCGAGCCAGGGCUCGUAUUUUUAGUCCUCAAACAGAGGGUCCACCGUUAACGACCAAUCCAGACGGGAAGAGUUUGUGUAAUUUUAAAAGUGAUGAAAAUGACGGUUUUAAAAACGAUGGAAAUGCAUCUUGUGUAGCCAUUCUUAGGGAUAGGGAAAAAGAUUUAACCGAUCCUGAUUAUGAUCGAAGCUACGAACGGUACGUUCGUAACCUGCCAAUGAGUCAAGGGUUUAACUCGUUGCCUUUGACUUUACCAAAGUUCCAACCACCGUGUGUCCAAUACGAUCCUGUAAUACAACAUCCAAGUCAACUCCCGAUUGGUCAAAGUCAAUCCAAUGUUUGCUACAGGAGUUCGGGUAUGAAUCCUUAUCCUGUUGUUGGUGCAAUGAAUCACAUGUCAAGAGACCCUGUCUAUAUGCAAUGGCCGUCUCAUUCCAUGAUGUAUGCACACGCGCAUGAGCAGUUUAGACAUGCUGUCUUUCAGGCGCCGUUUUGUCAGCAGCAGCCUUUGAGUUUUGAUUACUCUCAAAACCGUUAAGCUUGCAUUGGUUUUACAGGAGCAACUACAUUGAAUUGGAACAGCAUAGCUUUGUUUUGUUUUGUACUAGGAGGUUAUCUUGUUAUUUGUGGCCAUUUGUCAAACACUUUUGUCUAAUUCAACUUAUAACACAUUAUUGUAUGGUAUGGCAAGUUCUAUCAUUGUUUGUACUUUGUGGUGAA